Messenger RNA from Peronospora belbahrii, 669 nucleotides. The record is from the annotation of a GenBank genome assembly. Lineage: Eukaryota; Oomycota; Peronosporomycetes; Peronosporales; Peronosporaceae.
AUGCGACGACGUGGUGUUGGUAUUGGUGCUGUGCGUAAGAAACAGGAACAAAAUAAGCAGUUUACAGAGGUCGGAGAACAGAUUGUAGAGGCUAAUUUAUCCCAUGUAUCCUCGCAGCUUGAGCUCUUUCGCACCAACUUGCAGGAAUUUGCAGUCAAGUACAAGAAUAACAUUAAGAAGGACCCAAACUUUCGACGGAGUUUUCAGGUCAUGUGCGCUAAGAUUGGUGUUGAUCCAUUGGCAUCAAAGAAGGGAUUUUGGUCGGAAUUAUUAGAUGUGGGAGAUUUCUAUUAUGAACUCGCAGUGCAGAUUAUUGAAAAGCGAGGACCAGCAAUGCAAAUUGUCACGGAUGAUGAUGUCAAGAGAGCAGUGAAGAAUCUUAGUGUAUUGGGCGAGGGUUUUCAGCUUCUUGAUAUGGAAGAGAGGACAAUGAUUGUGACGGUACCUUUUGUCUUGAGCGAAGAUUACUCCAUCAUCUUGGCCUUAGCGCAAACGACGGGAGGAAUGGUGAAUGCCAGUAUCUUGGCGCGAGAAUUGCAGUGGGACAAAAAGCGGAGUAUGUUGGCACUGAAUGUGCUGCUCCGUGAAGGCAUGACGUGGCUAGAUGAACAGACUAGCGAGCCUUCGUACUUUUUCCCAAGUAUCACAUUGUCGGGUACUUACACCUAG